This is a messenger RNA of Pyricularia oryzae 70-15, 1491 nucleotides long. RefSeq lists its product as uncharacterized. Gene Ontology annotation, biological process: transmembrane transport. Lineage: Eukaryota; Fungi; Ascomycota; Sordariomycetes; Magnaporthales; Pyriculariaceae. Bases 1 to 1491 code for a protein of 496 amino acids. The transcript has 5 exons. Gene Ontology annotation, molecular function: transmembrane transporter activity. Gene Ontology annotation, cellular component: membrane. The record is from RefSeq and is a predicted model, not a curated record.
AUGGAGCAGUCGGAGAAAACAGAAGCACAAUAUGUGGAUAGGCAAGGAGACCUUUCCAGGUCCGAUUCGGACGGCGUCGAUGGGCUGAGCUGGACAAAGGAGGAAGAAGACAAGCUCCGGCACAAGAUCGACUGGCACUGUGUGCCCAUCGUCACCGUCCUCUACCUGCUCUGCUUCCUCGACCGUAUCAACAUUGGAAACGCGCGAAUCCAAGGUCUGGCCACCGAGCUUGACCUCAACCGGGGCGUGCGCUUCAACUGGGUGCUGUCCAUCUUUUACAUCAUCUACCUCUUUGUCGAGGUUCCCAGCAACAUCAUACUCAAAAAGGUCGGGCCGCGCUUCUACCUGCCUUUCCUCGUGGUCGGCUUCGGCUUCGUGUCCAUGUGCACGGCGUUUGUGCACUCGUACGAGGGCCUCUUGGCCGCGCGCGCCUUCCUCGGCGUCUUUGAGGGCGGCGCCAUGCCGGGCAUGGCCUUUUUCCUCAGCUGCUUCUACAAGCGCGGCGAGCUGCUCUUCCGCAUCGGCAUCUACGUCUCGGCCGCGUCCAUGGCCGGUGCCUUUGGCGGGCUGCUGGCGGCCGGCCUGGCGCAGAUCCCCGAGUGGGGCAUCGCGUCGAUGCGCAUCUACGCGUGGCGCAACAUCUUCUUCUUCGAGGGGCUGCUGACGGUCAUCAUCGGGCUGCUGGCGCCCAUCUGGAUGCCGACGGACCCGGCGACGGCCUACUUUCUCAACGAGCGCGAGCGGCGCAUCGCGGCGGAGCGGCUGGCCCGCGAGCACAAGAGCCACCCGGACGAGCGCGUCAGCUGGGCGCACGUCAAGCGCGCCAUGCUGUGCAUCCACAACUACACAUGCGCCCUGGGCUUCUUCCUCAUCAACAUCACGGUCCAGGGCCUGUCGGUGUUUAUGCCCACCAUCCUGGCCGACUUCAACUACGACCCCAUCAAGGCCCAGCUCAUGAGCGUGCCGCCCUACGUCUGCGCCUGCCUCGGCGCCAUCGCCAUCGCCUACCUGAGCGACAAGACCAAGCAGCGCGGUCUGUACCUGGCAAUCUUUGCCGUCAUUGCAAUGAUUGGCUUUGCCAUCCUGCGCUGGCACCAGGAUUCCGACAUCAAGUACAUGGCCAUUUACUUUGUCACCAUUGGAGCUUUCCCGGGAGGUCCGGCGUUUUUGGCCUGGGCGAUCAACAACUCCGCUGGGCCUUCGGUUCGUGCUGUUUCCAGCGCCUACGUGGUUACUCUGGGUACCAUUGGUGGUAUCGUUUCGACAUGGACGUACAUCAAGGAGGAUGGCCCGCGUUAUCCCAACGGACACACGGUCAACUUGGCUGGUCAAAUCGGAGUCUUCUUCCUUGCCAUCUUUGGCAUCUUGUACUGCCUUCGCGAAAACAAGCUGCGUGCCGCCGGCAAGAGGGACCACCGUCUCGAAGGUCUCACUGAGGACGAGACGCUGCAUCUCGGCUACAGGCAUCCCAGCUUCCGCUACAUCACCUAA